CCUCAUUUAUCGACGAAUUGACGCUACGGCCAUUUUGUGAAUCCUAGCAUGGAUACUUUCUGGGGUUCUUACAUGUCAUUAAUUUCAAUAAAACAUACCUGUUCUUUCAUCUAAUGAGCUUCUGUUGUUUAACCAAAUUAAGUAUAACCUGCAGUGAUCAUGGUUCGUUACAAUUUUGUUAAUAAUAAUGGUGGUGAAGAGUAGUUCCCGUAUACACAUGAGUUGUAAAUAAGAACAAACGUUACACCGGUAGUUUCAAUUAUUAAUUUGGUUUGUUUGAAGUGUUGCAAUCUUUUAUACCAAUUUUUGUUACCUGUUAAUGUUGGACUAAUGAUGAUGUAUACAGGUACUAAUACAGAACAAGACAAUCGCUUCAGCGAUAAGGAGAAAAAGUUGCUGAAGCAAAUGAAGUUCAGUGAUUGUCUUAGCCAAAGGGUUGAUAUGUCCAAAAUAAAACUUGAUGUUAUUAAGCCCUGGAUACAAGACAAGAUUACUGAAAUCUUAAAAAUUGACGAUGAUGUAGUAGUUGAUUUUGUGUAUAAUCAAUUGGAUGAAAAGGUAAAAAAAUUUAAAACCUGGCUGAAGUCUAAGGAAAAAGAAGAAAAAGAGCGUGAACUGACUCGUGAACGAGAAAAGGAUCGUGAACGAGAGAAAUCCGAAAAAGAACGUAAAUACAAAGAUCGCGACCGAGACAAAGAGAGAGAUAGAGACAAAGAACGGGACCGUUCUAGAUCACGACGAUCAAGGUCCAGAUCACAGUCGAGGCAAAGACGGAAAUCUGUAGAAAAAACAUCGCAAGGUAAAGAAGGAGACAGGAGUUCAAAAACGAACGAGAAACACAAAGAACUAAAAUCAAGAAGUCGUUCCAAUUCCAAGGAAUCAAAGGUAAGGGCUGAAACAGAAGAGAGAGAAAGGAAUGGAAGCAGUAGCCCAACCGAAAGAACUACCAAAAUCAAGGACAAAGAGAAGAACGGAAUUUCUUCCAAAUCAGAAAACAAUACGGAGCCUCCACAUCCUGUAUCAAAGCUUCAAGCCAAGUUGAUGUCGAUGGCGGGCAAUAGCACCCGUAAGUACUCAAGUUCGCGAUCUCGCUCUCGUGGCCGUUCCUCCCGGUCCCGUUCAAAAUCACGUAAUCGAUCCAACUCUCCUGUUCGUGAUCGAUCUGCAUCAAAGGACGCUAAAAAGUCAAGAUCACGCUCGUCAAGUCCGUCAGCCAAAUCUUCGUCCUCAAGAGAGCGACGUUCGCGUUCUGGGUCCGCGCACCCUACAAAGACAUGUAGUAAUAAUAAGCGGGACAAAGACGAAGAUGGUGAUGAUGCAAGUGUUAAAAAAAAGGUAAUGACCAAAAAGUCGCGAUCGAGAUCAAGUUCGGAUGCGUCGAAGAGCGAUUUCGAAAUACAUAAAAAGGAAAAUAGCGUGCAAAAGAAACGUCAUUAUCGGUCAAAUAAGGAUAGUAGUGAAAGCGAAGCAGAACAUGAUAAAUCAUCGAAAAGCAAGCGUAAAUCAGUUUCACGAUCUCCAAAACGAGACAGGAAGAACAGCCGAGAUAGAAGUACUAAACGCAGAAGCAGCCCUCCUAGAAGGAGCCGAUCACGUAGGCGAAGCGUCAGUCGCCGACGAAGUCCCUCUAGAAGGCGUAGUCCAUCUAGAAGUAUAAGUAGACGUAGACCUAGUCCGCCCAGAGGUAUGAACAGCUUAAACAGAAGACGAAAUCCAAGAAGUAGAUCAGAAAGUCGUCGUCGGGGAAGUUACGCCAGAAGGCGGAGUUCUAGUAGAAGGCGUAGUCCCAGUAGGAGAAGCUUCACUCGAAGAGGGAUAGGGGAUCGAAUGAGACGAAGCAGAAGUCGGGGAAGUAUAAAUAGAAGGAGAAGGAGCAUCAGUCGAAGAAGAAGUAUUGAAAGAAGAAUGAGACGCUCACGCAGUCGGGACCGAAACUACCAUCGACCGUCCCCAUCUCGGGAUAGGCGUCGUUCACGGUCAAGAGACCGUAGAUCUAGAUCUAAGAACCGUUCUAAAGAUAGAAACAGCGUUCGUCGUAUGUCAUCAGAACGUCGGCGAUCCCGAGAUAAACCAACUAAACAACAAGCUAGUCCUAUUCGCGAUGCGACUUUCAAAGAACCACGAAGAGAAGAGUCGAAAGACAAGCACUCCAGUUCUAAAAAGUCAUUAGAGCUGCCAAAGAAAGAAGAGCCAAAAAAAGGCAAAAUUGAAGAAACUCGAAAAGCAGAACCAUCACCACGUAAAAGUGAGAAAAAACCUCCCGAAGAGAAAGAAAAACUUAGAAGCGAAUCAGAAACCCGCAUCGUCAACGAAGUUACUAAGAACAAAGAGAAGAAAUCUGCUUCGAGGAGUGUAAGUAGAGAAAAACAUCUAAUUCCUCCAUAUGGGCCGCCAAGAUAUUCCAGGAGUUUAUCACGUACGCCUUCGCCAUUUAUUAAGGCUCAUGAGUUCCCUCCAAAAAAGCCAAGUUCCGUGAAAGAAGAUAAACGAAAAGAAAUUAAAGAAAAGUUAGAUUCUAAACAAGAGAUCAAACGGAGGACUGUUAAGAAAAAGAGUGAAACAGAAUCAGAUUCAAGCAGUUCAGAUUCAGAUGAGAAAGAAGUAGAAGUUCGUAAGAAGUCCAAAAUAAAGAAGAAAACAAAAAAACAGAGAGACUCCAGCUCAAGCGAAAGUGAAGUUGAAGUGUCAUCACGUUCUAAAAAAGAAAAUGAGGAGAAAAGAAAGAAAUCGAAAAGAAAUAGCAGCGAAGAAAAGGUAAGAAAACGACGACAACCAAGCACUGACUCAGAAGACAACAAAAAAAGGAAGAAGAGAAAGGCCCGAUCAGCCAGCACAGAUGUAGAAAAGCCCAGAAAAAGCCGUAGGGAAAAUUCGAGUGAUAGCGAAGAGGAAGUAAAAGUUGACAGGAAAAGUCGUAAGCACGAUGACAGUUCUGAACCUGACUCGGACGAGAAGAUGGAGAAGAUCAAAUCUUCAAAGAAGCAACACAAGAAAGAAACAACUUCAGAAUCAGAAGAAGAACCGAAGAAAAAGAAGCACAAAAAGAAAUCAGUAAAAUCAGGUAGUGACACUGAUGAAGAAGUUGAAUCAUCGAAAAAGCGCAAGAAAGAAAAGAAACACAAAAAGAGAAAAAAACAUUCGAAAAAGCAUAAGAAACAUAAGAAACGGAAGGCAGAGUCGGAGAGUUCAGACAACAGCGAUUUGGAGGUAUUGAACGAGGAUGAAAAAAAAUUACGUGAAAAAGCACUUAAAUCGAUGAAGCGACUCAAUUCGAGCGACAAAUCGGAGUAAAACAAUGGGGCAGAAAAAUGAAAACGCUAACGAACGAAGAUAUUCAAAGUCCUGAGAAAUGCAGUUUUAGGUAAGUCUGAGACGUAGAAAAUGUAAGACGCAAACUAUAAAUAAUAGUGAAACGUAUUGUUUGCAAAAAAAAUGAAUAUCAAAUAUACAAGUAGCAUGCUAAUCGUAAGAUGAAAAGAAAACGAUUUCAGAUACACAUAAUAAUAUAUAAAUAUGAGUUAAUUUUUUUAAAACAUAAUUACAAAUGAACAAUAAAAGGCUUAGUGAACUUUU
This is a messenger RNA of Agrilus planipennis (emerald ash borer), 3573 nucleotides long. RefSeq names its product serine/arginine repetitive matrix protein 1 (gene Srrm1). The transcript is spliced from 9 exons. Gene Ontology annotation, molecular function: RNA binding. The record is from RefSeq and is a predicted model, not a curated record. Gene Ontology annotation, biological process: regulation of mRNA splicing, via spliceosome; mRNA processing. NCBI's taxonomy places the organism in Eukaryota, Metazoa, Arthropoda, Insecta, Coleoptera, Buprestidae. The coding region runs from base 331 to 3291 and encodes 986 amino acids. Gene Ontology annotation, cellular component: spliceosomal complex.